AGAAAUGCUGUAGACUAUAGUGUAAUGUUGAUUUAUACUGUAAAAUAAAAUUCUGUAAUUUAUAAUUUAUAAUUUCAAUUAUAUGAUAAAAGUUAUAAUGAUUAUUAAUGAUAAAUAACUAUUACAUUGAUUUUAUAUAAUAUAUAACUAUUUUUAGUUUGUUUGUUGAAUUUUAGUUGAUUUAUAACAACAAAAAUAUUCUAUUAUAUGUAAAUGUAAAAAGACAAAUUGUCUUCUCUUCUUUUCUUUUUAAUCUGCAUUUAAUAAAUAAAAAAUACAAUGUCUUAUAUGUUGUCACAUCUUCAUAAUGGAUGGCAAGUAGAUCAGGCGAUUUUAUCAGAAGAAGAUAGAGUAGUUGUUAUCAGAUUUGGUCAUGAUUGGGAUCCAAUGUGUAUGAAAAUGGAUGAAGUACUUUAUAAUAUUGCUGAAAAAGUAAAAAAUUUUGCUGUCAUCUAUUUGGUUGAUAUUACACAAGUACCUGAUUUUAAUAAAAUGUAUGAAUUAUAUGAUCCUUGUACAGUAAUGUUUUUCUUUCGAAAUAAACAUAUAAUGAUUGAUUUAGGAACUGGAAAUAAUAAUAAAAUAAAUUGGACAUUAGAAGAUAAACAAGAAAUGAUUGAUAUUAUUGAAACAGUUUAUAGAGGUGCUAGAAAAGGUAGAGGUUUAGUUGUUUCACCCAAAGAUUAUUCUACAAAAUACCGCUAUUAAUUAUAUAUUAAUAAGUCCUAAUAAAAAUAUUAUUAUUAUUAAGCUUGAAGUUAUAUGAAUAAAUAAAAAUAUAUUAUAAUUAAAAACAAAUAUAAAAUUAUGUAUUAUGAUAUAUAUUUAUGCAAUUCAAAAUAAAUUGCACAUUAUUAAAAAAUAUUAGUUAUAUUUCUAUAUUUUUUAUUUUAUAUUAUUUUAUAUAAUAUAUAUAAAUUUUUAUAAAUUAAAUACUUUAUUUUGUAUGCAAAAAAAAAUAAUAGUUCAGUAAAUAAAUUAUUACAU
Messenger RNA from Apis dorsata (giant honeybee), 987 nucleotides. It is a transcript of the gene Dim1, whose product is annotated as thioredoxin-like protein 4A. The record is from RefSeq and is a predicted model, not a curated record. The coding region runs from base 280 to 708 and encodes 142 amino acids. Gene Ontology annotation, cellular component: spliceosomal complex; U5 snRNP; U4/U6 x U5 tri-snRNP complex. Lineage: Eukaryota; Metazoa; Arthropoda; Insecta; Hymenoptera; Apidae. The transcript has 3 exons. Gene Ontology annotation, biological process: mRNA splicing, via spliceosome.